AUGCAGUCAAGUUGAAUCUUGAUAACCAACUGAUUAGAUUUGGUUGUGCUAAACCAAAGCUUUAAUUAUCUGGCUGUAUGGUAAUACCAGGGAAACUCUUAUAAAGAGUUUUGUAUGGAGUAUAUCCCUCUAUGGGGCAGAAACAUGGGCAAUACUCAAAGCGGAAAGAAAAAAUAUUGAAGCAUUUGAAACAUGGUGUUGGAGAAGAGCACUGAAAAUUUCUUGGACAGUGAAAGUUAAAAAUGAGGAAGUAUAUCUAAGAAUAAACAAACAAAAAACAAUAUGGAAGAUAAUCAGAGAAAGGAGGAAAAAAUGGAUCGGACAUAUUAUGAAAAACAAUGAAUGGAUAACGACAAUAAUAGAAGGAAAAGCUGGAAUAGGUAGACCAAGAACAUUUAUGAAACAGAUCAUAGAAGACAUAGGGAAAACCAAUUAUAAGGAACUAAAAGUAGCUGUAAUGGAUAGGAACAAGCGGAAAGCCAUCGAAGUUAUUUAA
Molecule: messenger RNA, 496 nt
Organism: Cinara cedri
Lineage: Eukaryota; Metazoa; Arthropoda; Insecta; Hemiptera; Aphididae
Source: the annotation of a GenBank genome assembly